AUGCUUUCCCCCUCCUUCCCUGGCCUCUCCGUCGCAUUCCUCUCCUUCACAACUCUUUUCGAAGAUAGAACAAACUCGUCUGUGUGGCCACGCGGAAAAACGGAGUACGGCAAGGACCUCUUUUCAUACGAAGACUCGGACAGCACUCGUACCAGCGCAGAAGACGACUGGAACGACGCUGAUCUUGACGAAAACGAGGAAGACGAUGAGGAGGACUCGGACUCGGACUCUUUCUUCGAAUGCAAUGGCGAGUCCGACGACGACACGGAGUCGACCCUCGCCACAAAUGGGUCGUCUUACCUCGACGCGCUGGACGCGCUGGAACUAGACACGACGAACAUUGUGGAUGAGAAAAAAUCUGACUCUGUUGUCAUAGAGGAAUAUGAUUACAUCGUCGACAGCCAUACAGGUGGCUCUGAGCUCAACGAUGAUGACAACACAUGGCAAAGCGACAACGAAGUGGACUUCAGUUUCAGCGCUUAUUCGCCGGACGAGCUUGAGGUUCUGGAACAGUACGCGCCGCUUCUCUCUCCAAAGGACCUCCCUCGCGAUAUUUGCCACCUUUCAAAUCCUCCAUCUCUUCCGUUCCACUUUCCCAAGCCCCGCUUGCCGCUGCGAGCGGGGUCCUAUGGGGUCAUUCGCUACCUUGUCGAGAGGGAGGAUAUUACGGUAUCUAUGGUUCACGCGCGCUUCGACUCGGAGGGAAAGUUGGUCGUAAAGAAGGAGGACCGGGAGGUGUAUUGCGCCAAGACCUGGAAAAAAAUCUCCAGAAAUAAGGCUGAUGUUGAAGCGGAGCUCAUGGCAUACAGGCGUAUCUCCAGUGGAAAAAUUGACGCCGUCCCCGGAAUUGACUUCGUCUUGAGUCUCGAUGCGUUUCUCGAGGACAAGGAUCAUUUCUAUUUCAUCAUGGAACCUAUGCGAUAUUCCUUACGAGCUGUAAUCAGGGAUCGACCCACCGCUCUAAACCGCGUUGCGCACACCCGGCGUCUCCUCUCACAAAUUGUUCUGGGAGUCGCGGCUUUGCACGCCAUAGGAAUUAUUCACCGCGACAUCAAACCCGAGAACGUCCUCAUUGACUGUGCGGGAAAUGUCCAGAUCAUGGAUUUCAACGUCAGCAAGGUUCGCCAAAUCUCGAAGCCCUACCGCCCGCAUGGUCUCUACGCCCUGGCCACAGUUGGUACCCUCCCGUACAUGGCGCCAGAAGUCAGGCUUCAACAAACCCCAUACGGGAUUGAGAUUGAUUAUUGGGCAAUUGGAUGCAUUGUGUAUGAACUAGAAUCGACAUAUGGGGAGGUUCUUUUUAAUACACGGACAAUAUUCAACAAGUGGAUUGACUCGAUAAGACAGGGUUUUAGCCGUUCUAAAUUCCUGACUAACGCUGGUUUGAAAGGCAGCGCCGUUUCCUUAGUUGAAGGGCUUGUACGCUACGACACAAGAAAGCGAUUUGGGAUACGUCAACUUCUAUUUCAUCCUUAUUUCACAGUUAAUGGUGCUUCCACAUUUCAGUUUGCAUUAGAAGAAGCCGAAAGACGCGCGCGUCAAGGAUAUAACAUCAAUAUUCCGAGAUCCUACAAAAAAAUUUUCAACCCGCACGACCCUCGUGGCAGCUCACAGGCCUGGGUAAAUCCCUGCGGCGCACUCGCCUCCUAA
Molecule: messenger RNA, 1650 nt
Organism: Cyclocybe aegerita
Lineage: Eukaryota; Fungi; Basidiomycota; Agaricomycetes; Agaricales; Hemipholiotaceae
Source: the annotation of a GenBank genome assembly